Physcomitrium patens is the source of this 1291-nucleotide messenger RNA. RefSeq lists its product as uncharacterized. Lineage: Eukaryota; Viridiplantae; Streptophyta; Bryopsida; Funariales; Funariaceae. Gene Ontology annotation, molecular function: protein binding. The record is from RefSeq and is a predicted model, not a curated record.
CAGUUCGUUAGAAUCAUCGAUCUCGAGUCUGGGAAGCUGCGAGGACAGAUCCCUCCGGAGCUGGCAAAUUGCUCCCGGCUUGAGACCCUGAACCUCAUGAACAACGAGUUAUCCGAAGGGCUUCCGGGCGAGCUUGGAAAUUUGACUGCGUUGUCGAAAUUGCUGGUCUCCAGAAACAAGCUGGGGGGAGAGAUUCCCCGUUCGAUUGCAGCUAGUCCAAGCCUGUCUAUUUUCAACCUCAGUGCGAACUAAUUCACUGGCAGGGUUCCCAUGGAGCUGUACAAUAAUCUGAAUCUUCAGGUGAUUAACGUCGGAGAGAAUAACUUCACUGGUGAAAUCACUGCAGACUUGGAAGAAAUGUCGAAGUGGCCGAACAUUUGGCGCAUACAGAUGAACGACAACAAUUUUACGGGUUCCUUGCCGCCGUCGAUUGGAAACAUCUCGUCGUUGCAAUAUCUUGACCUUGGUUCCAACAAUCUGGAAGGAACAAUCCCCGAUUCUGUCGUGAACUGCCGACGUUUGAUAAGCUUGAUAUUGGAUACUAACCCACGUCUCACUGGUCCUGUUCCUCGUGACAUCGGAAACCUUCGUAAGCUUACGACCAUUGUCAUCUACGAAACACAGCUCAAUGGCACUAUUCCAGAGUCGAUUGGCAAUUGCUCCACUCUCCAAUACCUGGUCCUGUCAACCAACAACCUCACCGGAUCAAUACCACCGACUGUCGGGCAAUGUCUAACCUUGAACUUUGCUAGUAACUCUUUGUCAGGAGAUAUACCGCCAGAAAUAGGAAAUUUCACAAAAUUGCGAGUGCUUCAAUUCGGGGGCAACAAGUUCAGAAGCGAAUUGAAAGUUGACUUUAGUAGAGUUACAUCCUCAACUCUAAUCCUGUCGAUCUUCAACAACUUGUUUACGGGUGAUAUAAAGUUCGUGGGAUUCGUGGCUUCACUGCAUAAAGAUAGAAUAAUAGACACAUACACAACAAUACUCUCUAACUUGUCACUGUAAAUUUGCAUGAAUCCAUAAGAUCAAAAGACUUCUUAUGUCACCAUAAUCUAUUCAUAAGGAGUCUUUUAAUAUUAUUCCUAUCUAUGUAUAUUAUCAAGAUGCUUCUUCUAAACUAUACUAGCAGAUAGUUUAGAAACAAGGAUCCUAAGUGGUUGUGCUAGAACAAGUAACAAUAGUAUUGUAUAUAAGCAGUUGGUUGACAAUACUUCCUUAGAAUUAUUGAGACACACCACAAGUGGAGAAAACACCAUACUUUUCCUUGUACAUAUACAAAGCUCGGAGUCGA